CCGGCCCUCGCCAUCUCCCCACGCAGCAAGGAGCCCGCGGUGGGGACGGACGGGACCGGGGCUGGGGCUCAGGGGCAUCGUAGAGAAGGGUGUUUCACUUCAGACGGGCACAAAGCCAUGUGUACAUAAACCCUGGAGCAGCAGCCCGGGAGGAUUGUAAAGCACACCCACACCUUGGCUCCCUCAGCAGCCUGGUGAGGUGCUGCCGGCUGUCCCGGCGGCUCAACCUCAGCGUACAGGAGCGUGGGAGUGAUCUUUCCAUGGGCUCCAGCCUGCUGCUCAUGCUGAUGCUGCUUCAAGCAGUUUGGAAAGGUGCUCUGGGAAAAUCCCAUUCACUGCACACCCGAGGCAUCAUCGAGUUGGCAGGAGCUAUCUCGUGUGGCACAGGACGGUCUCCCCUGGCGUAUAUUGGCUACGGAUGCUACUGUGGACUGGGAGGACAAGGCUGGCCUAAAGAUAGAACAGACUGGUGCUGCCACAGGCAUGACUGCUGCUAUGAUAAGGCAGAGAAGGAAGGCUGCAGCCCCAAGGCUCAGCAGUACCAGUGGGCCUGUGAACAGAACACCGUGCGGUGCGAUAACCUGACAGACCGGUGUGAGAAAAUGGUGUGCUUGUGUGACCAAGAAGCAGCCAAGUGUUGGGGAGCAGCCCCAUACAACCCACGAUUCAUUCUCUGGCCAGACUUUUUAUGUGGACAGACUCAUCCCACCUGCCACUUCAGAUAUGGGGGGCCAGAGUAGUCUUUUGAGGACCUUUCUUCUGACCCUUUGAAUCUGAAGGUGCUGGAAUAAAAUUUUA
Dryobates pubescens (Downy woodpecker) is the source of this 798-nucleotide messenger RNA. Its product is annotated as phospholipase A2. The record is from RefSeq and is a predicted model, not a curated record. The transcript has 4 exons. The coding region runs from base 261 to 740 and encodes 159 amino acids. Gene Ontology annotation, biological process: lipid catabolic process; phospholipid metabolic process; arachidonate secretion. NCBI's taxonomy places the organism in Eukaryota, Metazoa, Chordata, Aves, Piciformes, Picidae. Gene Ontology annotation, molecular function: phospholipid binding; calcium ion binding.